AAGAUCAAGUUCCUUCUUUUCCCUCUCCCUCCGACAUCUUUCCUUCUCUCUCUCAAAGUGAGGUUGGAUUUGUCCCAGAGGCCACAGCAAUCUGGGGCCACAUGCAAUCUGGGGAAUGCGUGAAUGAAUGUUUUAAUUCACUUGCUCUCAUCAACAGGAAAGAAAGAGGCUAAUCUUAUCUGGUGAUUUGUUGAGUGAGAGAAGGCCUGCUGGGAACCCUUCUCUCUCCUUCCAGUUUUGGAUUUACUUAGCGGAUUACCCUGUUGGCUUUAAAGGAUGCCUGUGACAGACCAGGCCUUUGUGACCCUUGCUACCAAUGAUGUUUAUUGCCAUGGAGCUCUGGUUCUCGGACAGUCCUUGAGGAACCAUAAAACAUCUCGAAGGCUGGCAGUGCUAAUUACAUCUCAGGUCUCCAGUGCAAUGAGGGCUGCCCUCAACACCGUAUUUGACACAGUGGUGGAUGUGAAUGAAAUUGACAGCAAUGACUCUGUGCACUUGGCUUUGCUGGAGAGACUGGAACUGGGUGUAACCUUCACCAAACUUCAUUGCUGGACUCUUACUCAGUAUAGCAAAUGUGUCUUCAUGGAUGCAGACACAUUGGUACUGUGUAAUAUUGAUGAGCUGUUUGACCGGGAAGAACUCUCAGCAGCUCCAGAUUCUGGCUGGCCAGACUGCUUUAAUAGUGGUGUGUUUGUUUUCAAACCUUCUUUGAAAACCUACAACCUCCUCCUGCAGUUCGCAAAUGAACACGGCAGCUUUGAUGGAGGUGAUCAGGGAUUGUUAAACAGUUUCUUCAACAACUGGGCAACAACAGACAUUAGCAAACACUUGCCAUUUCUCUAUAAUCUAAGCAGCAGUGUUGUCUAUACCUAUGCCCCUGCUUUUCAACAUUUUGGCAAAGAUGCAAAGGUAGUCCACUUCUUGGGACCAUCAAAGCCAUGGAGUUAUAAAUACAACCCUCAAACAGGAACACUGAUAGGAGACGGUUCAUCCUCAGUAUCUAACGGCCAGCUCUGUUUCCUUAAACUCUGGUGGACAACGUACAGUUCUGAUGUAUUGCCAUUACUGGAAAAAAUGCAGGAGUCUUCUGAGCCACAAAUCCAGAGAGAAGAGCCUAGCUUGAGUGGAGAUGAAAGUAAAUUGGAAAGAGGAAAUCCUGCCAUUAGCAGUUCUUUGCCAGCAAAUGAGGAACAUGUAUCUGAAACAGUUGCAAACUCACCUGAUGAGUUAACUGCCGAAAAUUCUGCACAGAAAGCUGAGGGCAGCCUUGAGGCCCACAUCGCUGAGCCAGGUGAAUCAUCUCCAGAGCCCACUUUUAACCCAACUCCUCAAGAAACUGUGAAAAUGGUGAAUGAUGCCGUUGCCAGCUCUGUUUCAGAGCUAUGUAUUCAGCCAAAUCCAGAGGUGCCGAGCGCAGAAGAAGAGCGAAGAAAAUGGGAGGAAGGCCACAUUGACUAUCUGGGGAAAGAUGCUUUUGAAAACAUUAAAAAGAAGUUAGAUUCCUUUUUGUUAUAGAUCUUGCUUGUGUACUCUUAGCAGGGACCGACUGCUGUUUAAAUUUACAACGUAUGCGAAAUCUCCAGGGCCCUUCCUGUUUUGCAGGGGGGGAAUGCAAACAAAAAUAGCACCUUGAAAAUGGUUGUGCUUGCUAAAUGCACCCGUGUAUGCAUUGUGACAGUAUGCAUUGCUUCCAGAGAAUGAAACGCAAUGGGCUUGUAAAACUGCCUUACAUGAGUCAGAACAUUGGGUCAGCUUAGCCAGUACUGAUUAUUCUGCCUGGCAGCAUCUUCUAGGCUUGUAUAGUAAAGCUACUUGAGAAAUGCUUAGCUGGAAAUGCCAGGGGACCUUCCGUCUGCAUUUCUUGUGUGGUUUUUGGUGGGACAAUCCACAGUGCCUAGUUGAACAGCCCACCGGUACUGCAGCUAUUCAAUCUUCAUUCAUUUUUGCAGCUCAGUGUGUUUUGUCGGACCAAUGUUGUUUUCUUUUGGAUUUAUUUACUUUUGUUUUGGACCAACCUCUAUAGAUAAGCUUGAUAAAGACUUUUGAAUCCAUUCUCUCUCU
Lacerta agilis (Sand lizard) is the source of this 2061-nucleotide messenger RNA. RefSeq names its product glycogenin 2 (gene GYG2). The transcript has 9 exons. Gene Ontology annotation, cellular component: cytoplasm. Bases 277 to 1515 code for a protein of 412 amino acids. NCBI's taxonomy places the organism in Eukaryota, Metazoa, Chordata, Lepidosauria, Squamata, Lacertidae. Gene Ontology annotation, molecular function: glycosyltransferase activity. The record is from RefSeq and is a predicted model, not a curated record.